Molecule: messenger RNA, 2847 nt
Organism: Labrus mixtus (cuckoo wrasse)
Lineage: Eukaryota; Metazoa; Chordata; Actinopteri; Labriformes; Labridae
Product: solute carrier family 22 member 13-like
Exons: 10
Coding region: 136-1761 (541 amino acids)
Biological process (GO): transmembrane transport
Cellular component (GO): membrane
Molecular function (GO): transmembrane transporter activity
Source: RefSeq, a predicted model, not a curated record
CCAUGGUUUAUAUUUGGCUCAUUUUGUCCCCUGCCACUCAUUCAGUGACUGACCACAGUCAGAUGGUUAAACAUUCAUCGUGAAACUUAAUAAGACACUGAACCAGAGUUUUCUGACAUUUCCCUUCUCGUGAAAAUGGUGGAGUUUGGGGAGAUUCUGAAAACCAUCGGAGACUUUGGUUUCUUCCAGAAGCUUCUCUUAUGUGGGUUAUGUUUCCCAAACUUCCUACUGCCCCUUACGUUUUCAAGUUUUCUUUUUGUGGAGUUUGAUCCGGAGCGACACUGUAACACAGACUGGAUCCUCAGUGCUGAUCCUGACUUGAGCACAGAGGAGCAGCUGAACCUGACUCUGCCCCGGAGGGAGGAUGGGACCUUCAGCAGGUGUAGGAUGUUCAAACCUGUGGACUGGAACAUUACUACCAUCAGGGAGCACGGACUUAAUGAGACCUCAGGCUGCCAGAAUGGAUGGGUGUACAGCAAAACGCUGUAUGAAGCCACCAUAGUCACUGAUUUUGAUCUCGUCUGUGGCAAAUCGCAUCCAGCAGAAAUUCUGCAGACAAUCUUCAUGACUGGUUUACUUACUGGUUCAUUCGUCUUUGGACCCACAGCUGAAUCGUACGGCCGGAGGAGAACCACCCAGAUACCAGUUGUCCUUUUGCUAAUAUUCAAUAUAGUUUCUGGUGUAUCUCCAAACGUCUAUGUUUAUGCGGUGUCACAGUUCAUUGUUGGAGCAGCACUUGGAGGAUACAGAAUCAACUCUGUCGUAUUAGCUACAGAGUGGAUUGGGGUCAGCAAAAGGUCCAUUGCUUCCUGUUUGAGUCAGAUGUUUGCAGGGCUCGGACAGUGUGCCAUGGCUGGUCUGGUCUAUGCUAUCCGUGACUGGAGAACAGCUCAGUAUGUGAUUGCAGGAGGACAGGCUCUAGUGUUCUUGUACAUAUGGUGGAUUCCUGAGUCUGCGAGGUGGUUGCUUGGAAGAGGAAGAACUGAAGAGGCGAACAAGUUCAUACGUAAAGUUGCAGCAAUCAACAAAGAGAAAGUCCCAGAGAAUCUGCUGAAUGAGGUAACGUCAGAACACGAGGUCCACAAAGGAGGACUCAAAGACAUUUUCACCUCAGCAGUCCUGAUCAAAUAUUUAUUGAUUUUAUCUUUUGCCUGGUUUUCAUUUAAUCUGGGCUACUUCUGCCUUGUUCUGAAUGUGGGUAAGUUUGGUCUGAACAUCUUCCUGGUUCAGUUCCUGUUCGGGAUCACUGAUGUGCCGUCUCAUCUCCUCUGUAUCUGGAUCCUGGAGUAUGUCGGGAGGAAGAAGACCCUCAUAUCAACCAUCACGAUGGGCGGUUUUGUUUGUCUCUUAACUUUGGCUUUCCCUCAAGACAGUGCUGUUGUCAUUACAGCCCUUGUAACCACUGGAAAGUUCUUUUUAAACUGGGCGGGGUCUGUAUGUAUGGUCUACAUUCAGGAGUUGUUUCCCACUUCUGUCAGACAAACAGCUGUUGGCCUGGGCUCCAUAGCCUUUAGAUCGGCGGGUUUACUCUCCCCUCUGCUCAACAUGUUGGAGGUAUACCACUGGUCCAUACCCGUUAUAGUCUUCAGCAGCUUGGCUGUGGUCAGUGGAGCGCUCGUCUUCUUGCUUCCUGAGACCAGCAGAAAAGAGCUUCCUGAUUCAGCUAAGGACGUAGAGGGCAACAGGAAUGGGACGUCCAAGAAGACAGGGAAUGACUCAAACAUGGACGACCACAACAGAAACAAAUCCACCAAACUCUAGUGGAAAUACUGAACUUUACUUUACAUUUUUUGUUGUUGUUUGUAACAUGAGCGUCAUACUGAGUGGAAUAUUUGGUUUCAAACUGCUUUUUUUUCUUCAGUGUUGCUGAGUCAUCCUGUGUGAUUUCUCAUGUGCUUUGUCUGUCUGACAGCCGGUUUCUAUUUACAUCUUUAUUGCUGUCAUUAAAACCAUCUGACUGGCUUUUGAGAAGGGAUAAUGAACCUUGUUUGGCCUGAUAAGCUCAGGUGAGCAGGAAUUUACGGUUUUUGCACUCAGUGAAAAUACAUUCAGUUCAAUUACAUCAUAUUUAGCAAUAGCAGCCAGCUGAAGGUAUAUUGAGUAAAUGUCUUAGCAGGGAGGAAUAAACUCAUGCAGGUAGGGUUGUUUAUUCACAUCAGCAGUAAAAAUGUCACAGAAGGGGGUCAGCAGUCUGAAAAUGUUCACACUUGUCUUUGGGUGAGAGUGUAAAACAGGGUGUUAAAAUCAUUUUCAAGCACAAUCUCUUCUGUUUUGAUCAUUCUUUGGUUUGCACACACAAAGAUGGUUGAAAAUCGAAACAAUGGGAGUAUUGACCUGCAGAUGCACUUCAAAAGCUUCUUAACAACCUGAAAAAGCCAAUAUUGUUUUAUGAUUGGGAAACUAUCAGUGAGUCCAGCUGUGACGUGCUUAUGACAGGUUUGCUGACAUUUAUAGCUACACUAUACAGUUGCAGGAAAAAGUGUGUGAACCCUUUGGAAUUUCCUAGUUUUCUGCAUAACUUGGUCAUAAAAUGUGUUCUGAUCUUCAUCUAAAUCACAACAAUAGACAAACACAGUCUGCUUAAACUAAUAGCACACAAACAAUUAUAUGUUUUCAUGUUUUUGUUGAACACAACAUGUAAACAUUCACAGUGCAGGGUGGGAAAAGUAUGUGAACCCUUGGAUUUAAUAACUGGUUGACCCUCCUUUGGCAGCAAUAAUCUCAAUCAAACGUUUCCUGUAGUUGCAGAUCAGACCUGCACAACGGUCAGGAGGAAUUUUGGACCGUUCCUCUUUACAAAACUUUUUCAGUUCAGCAAUAUUCUCGGGAUGUCUGGUGUGAAUCGCU